Molecule: messenger RNA, 1833 nt
Organism: Dermatophagoides pteronyssinus (European house dust mite)
Lineage: Eukaryota; Metazoa; Arthropoda; Arachnida; Sarcoptiformes; Pyroglyphidae
Source: RefSeq, a predicted model, not a curated record
CGGCGCGCGGUUGCCAACUUACGCGCCGUAGAGCUGCACGACCGGCUCUACAAGGUGCUGCUCGUCGGCGACUCGGGCGUCGGCAAAAGCUGCCUGCUAAUGCAGUUCGUCGACGGCUGCUUCACCGAGAACUACAUGAGCACCAUUGGCGUCGACUUCGUAAGUGCGCGCCGCCGCCAGCAGAAAAUCAAAACCGUGCUCGCCAACCAGCAGCGCGUCAAGCUGCAGAUUUGGGACACCGCGGGGCAAGAGCGCUUCCGCACGAUCACGUGUUCGUACUACCGCGGCGCCCGCGGCGUGGUGGUGGUGUUUGACCUGACGAAUCGCAGCUCCUUCGAGCACGUCACGCUUUGGCUGCGCGACGUCGCGCAGUUUGCGGGCGACGAGGUCCGCGUGCUGCUCGUCGGGAACAAGAGCGACCUCUCCACGCAGCGCGUCGUCGCGGCCGAAGAGGCGGAGGAGCUCGCGCGCGCGCACCGGCUGGCCUACGUCGAAACCAGCGCAAAGCAGGCAGAACGCGUCGAGGACGCGUUCGCCGCGCUGACCAGCGAAAUCGUCGCGCAAGACGCCGGCGCCGUCGGCUGCGGCGAGGGCACGCAGCGGCUCGCUAACGCGUUCAAGCUGAAGCUGGCGCGCGUGCACACGGAUGACCCCGGGCGCAUGAACAUGCAGAAGGUCGCCGCGCUCGGGCUGAAGCCGGGGCCGCUGCUGGGGCAGCUCAAGGCGCGCGGACGCCUCACUCUGCUCGGCACCGGCGCCGCGGUGCCCGGCAAGUUCCGAAACGUCAGCGCCGCCUACUGCCGGCUGCGCGGCUUCGCCGUGCUGCUCGACGUCGGCGAAGGCACGCUGUUCCAGCUGCACCAGUUCGAGCGCUUCUGCGACGGCGCCGACGUGCUUCUCUGCGAGUGCACGUUCGAGAACGCGCUCGAGAAAGAGGCGCGCCUGCAGUCACAGAACAAAACCUUUCUGCACGAAGAGUACCAGUACUUGGACGUGUUGGCAGACAUCCUCGAGUCGGGCGUUGACUCCGACGACCGGACCUCGGUCGGCACGCGCAGCAAGUUCGGCGCCGUGAUGCGAUACGACUUGCGACACAGCUUUCCGUUGCUCACUACGAAAAAGGUGCACUGGAAGUCGAUCGUCUGCGAGCUGCUGUGGUUUCUGAACGGCGGCACGCACUCGCGCGAGUUGGAAAAGAACGGCGUCAAGAUCUGGCAAGCCAACGGCACGCGCGAAUUCUUAGACUCGCGUGGGUUGCAACACUACAAGCCGGGCGAGCUUGGGCCGAUCUACGGCUUUCAGUGGCGGCACUUUGGAGCGCAGUACCGCGGCAGUGACGCGGACUACUCGGGGCAAGGCGUCGACCAAAUCCGCGAAGUGCUAGAGACCAUCCGACGCGAGCCAACAUCGCGGAGAAUCAUCUUCUCGGCGUGGAACCCUGCCGCGCUGCACGAGAUGGCGCUGCCGCCGUGUCACGUGCUCAGCCAAUUCUACAUCGACGCCGUACGCAAAGAGAUCUCCUGCUUCCUAUUUCAGCGCAGCGGAGACUGGGGACUCGGCGUGCCGUUCAACGUUGCCUCGUACAGCUUGCUGUGCCACAUCAUCGGGAAACUCACGGGCUACAAGCCGCGUGAAUUCGUCCACUUCGUAACAAACGCGCAUGUUUACAAUAACCAUAAGGAGGCGAUCGUGGAGCAAACGCGUCGCACGCCGACCCCGUUCCCCGCACUCAAAGUCGCGGACAUCAGCGACAUUGACUCGCUGAAGGUCUCCGACUUUUCACUGGUAGGCUACCACCCGCAGAGCGCGCUUCGGCUCGCGAUGGUCGCCUGA